Molecule: messenger RNA, 1120 nt
Organism: Pseudocercospora fijiensis CIRAD86
Lineage: Eukaryota; Fungi; Ascomycota; Dothideomycetes; Mycosphaerellales; Mycosphaerellaceae
Exons: 2
Coding region: 208-891 (227 amino acids)
Source: RefSeq, a predicted model, not a curated record
GUGCAUACCACUGCUCCUCAUCUACCCGCUUAUCCUUUUACUUCCUCCAGCCCUCCCUCUGACCCACUUUCUAUCCACAUACCGCCAUCUCUAUCUCUACCACGCCUAUCUAACCACUGCCGACAUACACCGACGACCCACUGGCAUGCUCAACAUCUAACCCUUCACCCUCUGCAUAUUUCAUUCUAUACACACCAUUUCUCCACCAUGGCAGUCCGCGAAAAGGUCAAAGGCUUGUUCAAAAGCAAGUCCCAAUCAGAUCGCGAUUCGCAACUCUCCAAGACUUCAACCCAAGCCUCAGACAGGGAGAGAUGGCCAAGCAACGUCUACAAACCGGGAGAGCCCAUGCCGCGCCCAAAGUACCGCGCGCCUCCGAAGAAGGAACACAAGGAGAGGCUCGAGGCAUUCAGUUUCACAGAAGCCUGGAGGAGGAAGAGUUUCCAGUCUCAAUAUAGUCCCAUGGGCACGCGAGCUCCCAGCAGAAACAACAGUACACGACAGCCAAGCAGGCGAAGCAGUUGGAUCAGUCUCGGCAGAAAGAGCAGCGAUGGCCGCACCAACAGCUUCACCAGUGCGGACACUGAAAAGAGCAACGUACGACAGAGAGAGCACAUGGGCGUAGCGCAGCCGCCCAAAUUAUGGACAGAAGCAGAAAACAGCGAGGGUGACGAUGAUGUCAACAAUGUUGGAAUGUCUCGCGUGGCUUCAAAAGAUCGCAACCAUCCUGUCGUUUCUCGCCCGCGAACAGCAGACGGACCCACCGAUCUUGUGCUUCCACACAUGAAUGCCAUUUCUAAGACCAUCACAGCGCGUGACCAUCAGCCAUUUACAGAAGAACAAUUAGCAUUGGCAAUCAACAGGUCGCAUUCAGUGGUCCCGGCGCAUGCUUGACACGCAGUCUCUAUGCUUAAGAAGGGCAUCAAUCUCCUAAGGGUGCAUACGAAAUGGCGCGACGGCGAUAGUAUAUUGUGAGCAUUUACACGCGCGGAGUUGAAAGGGAAAUCUGGACAUGUGCAUAUGGAGAGUUUGAGACGCAGUCAUAUCAUGAUUACGAGCGUUAGGUUCCUGACUUCUUUACCAGCACAGAUUAGCCUAUAUUUGUAUACAUUUCUUCUUGCGG